Parasteatoda tepidariorum (common house spider) is the source of this 6179-nucleotide messenger RNA. RefSeq lists its product as uncharacterized. The record is from RefSeq and is a predicted model, not a curated record. Gene Ontology annotation, cellular component: nucleus. Gene Ontology annotation, molecular function: RNA polymerase II cis-regulatory region sequence-specific DNA binding; DNA-binding transcription factor activity, RNA polymerase II-specific. Gene Ontology annotation, biological process: regulation of transcription by RNA polymerase II. Lineage: Eukaryota; Metazoa; Arthropoda; Arachnida; Araneae; Theridiidae.
GCUAUACAAUUGUGUUUAUUUCUCUACUUUCAGGAAAUAACAAAAUAAACAACCAUGUAAUUAAAUGGUACUUAAUGCUACUGUAUUUUGGCGUGGUUAAGAUCAUUUAUACUGUGUCUGUUAAUUGUACUCUUUUUCGAUCAUUCAUUAUAAGCAUAUUUUAUAACGAAAAGACUAAGGAAUUUUUAAAUUUUGAACACCUUAUUAUUGCAUUGCUAAAAUGUUGCCCUCCCAGUUGAAAGUGUUUCCAGUAAUAGCAGUUGUUAAGUGAGAAUACUGCCUACUCUUAGCUAUCAUGGAAUCUAUUUUAUGCAGGGAUGAAACUAAUAACUCUGCGAUGAUGAAUGGAGAUGAAAUUUUAGAUAUCCUUCUGGAGGAUCCUCUUAUGAAGGAUUUCAAUAGUUUAAUGGAUGAGGGAUUGAUAACUGACAUUGGACAGUUAGAUACUUUUCCUCAGUGUUAUGGAAAUGAUAAUACUCCUGACUUUUGGAAUUCAUUCCUGAAAGACAUUGAAAGAGAAAAGUUCCCUGUUACUGAAAUUCCCAGUUCUAGUGAAAAUCGUGACACUGACUCCACUUCUCGCUUCAGUGAUAGUGCAUCACCCCAAAGUGUCUCCUCGGGAAGUGAUAACAUGGAAUCUUCGAUUCUAAUGGAGCCGUUCAUUUCAAACUUUAAAAAACAGUCUGAUCAUGAUCUGUACUCUGUGCCUCAAGUAUAUUGUGACAAUAGUAUAUCAGGCUCUCACCAAACAGCUAUUGAGAUUGGGGCUGAUGUAAUUGUAGAAACAUCUGAACAUUCUCAGUUAGAUGAUUCUAAUCAUUCAACCAUAAUCACACUGCCUUUGCCACAAAUCACAAAAUCAUCCACGAAAUCUGGAAGGAAGCGAAAGUGUGAAGAUGAUGAUGACUUAAGUCUUUUCAGCACAAUUCCAGAUUUACAUUUAACUGAAGAUGAAAUGAAACUGAUUAAGAAAGAAGGCUUACACAUUCCUACUCAUCUCCCACUCACAAAGGCUGAAGAAAAAGAGCUGAAAAGAAUUCGCAGAAAAAUAAGAAAUAAGCAUUCAGCUCAAGAAAGCCGCAAACGGAAAAAAGAAUAUGUGGAUGGCUUAGAAAAUAGAGUUAAAAUUUGUACAACAGAAAAUAUGCGGUUGCAGAAAAAAGUGCAAGUGUUAGAAAACCAACAAAAAGGUUUGUUGGAUCAAAUUAAACAUUUGCAAUCAGUCAUUGCUGGAAGUUCUACAAAACAAGUUCCAACUAGCACAUGUUUUAUGAUACUGUUAGCAUCAUUUUUCUUAUUUCUUCUACCAAGUCUUUUUCCUACAACCAACUAUGAGCACAAAGGCUUGGUUUCUAACAGUAAAACUCAAGAUACUGCACCUGUUGCAGGCCGUGUCUUAUUAUCUGCUAAAGAAGUAGAUUCUGGUCAGAUAGACAAAGGCAUUUCAGAUGAAAUCAUCAACAAAAGCUUGGAGCAAUACCCAGUCACUGUGAAAUCUGAAUUCCUUGAAGAGCCAUACCAAAAACCAUUCAACUCCUACCCCUCAAACAUGGUGGAGUUGUCCAGCCAUCAAUACAACCCAACAAUAGUCAAUGAUUUGGUUAGCAAUCAACACAAAAAUCCUCCAGCCUACACAUGGCAUGCUCCUGGAUAUCAGAAAGAUGAAGCUGGCUUCAUCGUACAAAACGACAGUCGAUUUUACGAUGCUGCCGAUUCUCCUCACGUCGAUAGAGAAGUUUUACUUCGAUGAAAAAGUUGACUUUCAGUUAUCUGCACAGCUAUAUUUUAUUCUGUAACUUUGAAAUAAAUUGUACAGGAAAUAUUAGGGAUGCAUUGAAUAGGGAUUUUAUAAAAUUAAAAUUACUUUUUUAUUCAAUGGAAUUUUUGUUUUUCUUAAAUUUAUUUUAUUGACAAUAUAAACUUUAAACAUUCAAAAAAGAAAUUUAUUGAAGAAUUUUUCCAUAGCAACUGAAAUUAUUUUAUAUAACUAUUUAAAAGCAAAAAGUAUUUCUUCAGAAAAUUCGUAAAAGUAUUUUAAAUUGUUUUCUUAGUAAUUCAUUUCAUGGAAUAAGCUUAAAUGCCUUAUACAUGAAAAGUGGUGGCAGUCUUGCUGAUUUGCUAUUCUUGCAAAACAGUAUCAAGAUGUGAUAAAUUAAAUCAUUCAAUGCUAAUUUUCAAAAAUGUUUUUUUUUUUUUUAAUUCUUUUAAAAAACCUGAUUUUUAAAAUACAAUUAAACAGUUAAAAUAUAACUAUAUCAGGAAAAACAUUUAAAAUACUACUUUUAUUAAUAGUACAGCUCAAAUUCCCCUGAAUCGGGGAAUAAACAUUUUUAAUAAAUCAUGAUAUAAUAGAUAAAAUUUUUUAAAUUAUUUAGUAAGAAAAUCUCAAUUUUAGUUUAUUCUGUAAUAUUUUUUUUAAAAUAAUGAAUAGCAUUUUAAAGGUAAUUCUUCAAGAGCUAAUUGGAAAUUAACAAUUCUGGAGAAGUCAGUCUAAAUCUUUCUAUGAAAAUAGAUGGUUUUUUAGUAAUUACAUUUUAUUUUCAUUAUUUUGUUGAACUUACAAUUAGUUAAAAAUUCAAAAUUUUUAUUUUAUUAUAAAAGUUAUAAAAUAUUUUGCAAUAAGCUUUUUAAUGUAAAACAUUUUGAUCAUUCUUUUAUUUAAAAAAUAAAAUAAUCAGCUACAUUAAAUAAAUAUUUAGAGAAAAUUACUCAGAAUUAAAAAAUAAAAAUGCUUUUAUGACUAAGAAUAAAAAUUUUGUGCAUCCCUAGGAGGUAGUUUAUACGUACAACAGCUUGAUAUAUUUCUUGUUUAUCUGUAGCAUUUUUUGAUGAUGUGUAUACUUAAAUAUGCUGCUUAAUAUAUGCCUAUGAGCAAGUUUAUGUGGAAGUUUUCUUCCGUGCACGUCUUUAACCAAGAUAAAUUCUUCGUACUGUUGCUAAGAAUUAAAAUCAUCUGUUGUAUGAACAUAUCUGCUAUAGAAUUAGAAAAUAUCGACUGUAAUGUUUAAAAAAAAAAAAUUUUUUUUUCAUUUAAUGAACUCUUGUAUCAUUUAUUUCCUCUGAGUAUCCGAGCGGUUUUUCUUUUGUCAGAAAACCGGUUUUUCCCAUCUCAUUUAACAAGAAAAUAGUGUGGUGUAUCGCAGAGAAAUGUCAGUAAAAUUUUGCUCAGGGGUUCAACUCUUAGAGGUAAAAAUUAAUAAAAUUUAAAAAUGUUUUUUAUCUUAACUUUUGAAAAAUUAUAGCCGAAACUCAGGUAAUUGAAUUGGAAAUUAAAAGAAAUGCAGAUAACAUUUUUAAUUGUAAUUAACUUCUCUGUUUUAUGAUAUUCCCUCCAUUGGUUGCUUUAUUUACGCAACUGUAAAGCAAGUACUAGUCUCAAUAUAAUCUGCUGAAUCAGUUGUUCAGUUUUUGCCACUAAUGAAGACUUUUCCUUGCUAAUGCAUGAUAAUAGUUCUAGAAUGCAAUAGGAGAAACAAUUCGUUAGUGUUCUAAAUGGCUCUAAAAUUAAUGUAUUUCAUCAAUGAAUUGACUAUAUGUGUUUUCUUCAAUUUAGCAAUGUACUCCUAUGCUGUAAAAAUAUAUUAAAGCCUUGAUUAACUAGCUGAUUGUACAUUGUUGAGCAUAAUAUAUAUGUUACUAGCUAUGCUAGCAUUGUAGACAAUGCCUGGCAUUUUUGGGAUACAUAUUAUUAUUAUUAUGUAUUAGGAUAUACUUUACCAAGGCAUUGUAUACAAUAAUAAUUGCUCUUUAGACAACAUAUGGUUGGCAUAUAUAAAUCAUGAAGAUAAAAACAGUGAAUAAAUUUUUAUUUACUGUCUUUUCUUAGAAACUAAAAAAAAAUAAAGUUUCUUUCUUCAAAUAAUCAGUUUCAUGAUACAUAAAUUUUACUUUAACAUGCUUAUUUGGGUUUUAUUAAUAAUAUCUGGUAAGUAAAAAAGAAAGUGUAGGAAAUACUGGACAAGUUAUCUGAGCAGUGGCCCUUUACCUUAAAAAGAACAUUUUUGUAGGGAAUAUAUCAGAUAAUGGUCCCCAUAUCCCUGCCAGGUUAUUAUCUCAUUCAUUAUUGAUUUUACAUGGUGAUAUAUGCCUUUCUUAUUAAAGAAAGCAAAAUAAAAUAUGAAUCUAUUUUUUGCUUUCAGAAAUUACUUUCAACUAAUACAAGGAAUUCGUUACCAUGCUAGUAUGAUCUGAUAUUUCAUAUUUUAUUGGUUUGUCAUUUGACAGUGUAAUUGUAUACAGUGCCUAAGCAAUGUGGGAAAUGCUUAAUCCUUAUAUUCAAUCUGAAUUUGCUGACUUAGUAGCAUACAUAUGUAUAGAAUAGAGUGGGAUAUGACCAGGUAGCUAAUAUUCAAGGACCUGUUGGAGCUAAACUAUUUGACUUAAAAACUGAGAAAUUUAAUCAAGAUAUUUAUUGUUAGUUGUGUAAAAUAUAUCAUUUCUGAAAAGUCAUAGAUGUACUACUUUUUUUUUUAAUAAAUUAAUUUUUUUUUUGUAGAAAAAAAUAAAAUUACCUAGUCUUACCCAACUAGUGUGGUAAGACUGGGUACACAUGUUAACUCAUAAGAAAUCUAGAAAUACUAGAAAUUCAGUAAAAAAAAAGAACAAAUAUUUCUAUUUUUUAUGACAAAUUGAGAAAAGUAUGCAUGUAAUUUACAUGUGAUCUUGUCAAGACCAUACUCAUGGGAAGGGAAAGGGACAAUUAUCCCAAGGCUUCUGAGGGCCGGAUCAAAAUUCCAACCAAAAAAUGUUUCUUAAUUAGUUUCUUUGGAGGAAAAUUAUAGAGAAUUUCUUUUUAUAAAAAUUACAAUUUUGCAUAAAGAGUCUUCAAAAAUUCUACAAAAUAUGAAAAUAAGUUUUUUUUUUUUUGGUAUUUGAAGAAAAAGCCCAUAAUAAAUUUUGUUCUGGGACCUGUAAAACCUUUGUUCUGUCUCAGAUGUAGUUAUCUUCCUCUACAGUUCUGCAGCUUAUAUGCACAUCAAGGGGGUACCCGAACUUACCCUGACAGCAAAGGUUAUCGAAACAGAACAGUGCUAUUAUUGGACUGAGUUCUUGAUUGCUUGCUAGGGCAUGUAUAUUCAGUAAAUGGUAAAUAAGCUGGACUUAAUUUUUAUAACUCUAAAGUUAAUUAAAGAACUGACUUUGCAAAACAACCUUAUUAAUAAAAAAUACCCCAAUAUAGUAGAUCCUUGACUAGUAAAGUGUAACUCGGAGUUUCUCCUUUAGAAAACAGCCAGUUUCGACAUAAUCAAGAUACACGGUCUUACCCCACUCUUCCUUAUAUAUGACUGUUGUAUGUUUUCCUAUAAAUUUAGAUUUUAGUUAUGUUUCGAAUCAGUUUUUCAAUAUAUGCAAUACAAUAAUUUCAUAUCUUUUAAUGUCUCUCAAACAUCAACUUUUGCUGAACUUCAGAACUGUAAAUGAAAUGUUAAAGCUAUAUGUAUAUAUAUAUAUUAUUUUAAUGAGUUUUGUUUGAAAAAUUAAUUUAAAAAAAUUAUAUAUUUAUAAAGAUUAUUGUAACAUAAGAGAAUUUGUUUAUCAUGUAUUCUGGACCUAUAGUAACAUAAUUCCUAUAUGAUAUGUAUAUUUUUUGAAUAAUUUAUGCAAUGUGAGGGUUGUUGUCUUAUAAAAUGUAGCUAAAUAAAAUGUAAAAAUUGUAGUCAUUUUGAUUUUAAAUAAAUUUUGUUUCACAGUAAGAAAUAAAAAUAACUUAAAAGUAACAAUUGUAGGGGUUCACCCUUUUAUUGUAUAAAAUUAUUAAAAAUAACUCAAAAAUUAUAUUUAUUUACAAAUAAUUUUUUUUGUUAGUGAAUGAAUGUGUUCUGUGCAGUCUAGCUUUUUGGAAUCAUAGUCAUAGUGUAAUGUAACUUUUCAUACAUUAACAAAACCUUUUUAAUUUUUUAUAAUAUUUCAUGUUUGUGUUUUACAUUUUUAAAUUUAGUUUUUUCUUGAUAUUUUUGUUUUGAUGUUUCUUUUUUUGUUUUAUUGUACAGUACUACUGUAUUGUUACUCAAAAUAAGCAUGGUGCGUGGUAUAAAUGAGAAUGUUUGUUGUAAAUAUAAUUAUUUUGUCUAUAUAUGACCACUUGAAAACUUGUGUAUAUUUGUUGUGGAAUGUUCGGUUUCAAACGACUUUAUUAUAUUGGGAUAUGUAUUAUGAUCAGUAAAUGAGUGGCUGAAAAA